AUGCUGGUGGGCGCAGUAGAUCGACUUUCGAUCAUUCCAACACAAGCCCUAGAUAUGAGAACAAGAUUUAUGGAUAAAUUACAAGAGCAACGUUAUGCACAUUUGCCUGCCUCACUAGAUUUUCCUGGAGGAGCCAUGGACGCAGCCAAGGGUAUCCUUCGCGGUAUCGGAUUCGCCGUAUGGGGAGUCGUAUCGGCUCUGCAGAAUCCACGCUUGAUGAAGGACUACACCCAAUUCGCCAAGUCGAUGGGCGUUGUGCUGCUCGCGCUCUACUCGGCAGCCAUCGUGCUACUCUUCUUCGCCUUGCCCAUCGUGGUAUUCGUGCCGGGUCUCGCUCUCCAGCUGCUGGCCCUCAUCCCCUACUGGGCCAUCUCCAUCACCAAAUCACGCUCCCCCGUCUCCACCAACCUCCUCUUCUUCGACGAGGUGCGUGAGGUGAACCCUUCGCUGUACCGGGAGCUCAAAGAUGCCUCUUCCGCGACCAAGGGCCGUGCCUGGGUGAGCGGCGUGAAGGACGACGUGCAUCGAUCGUGGCACUUCACCCGCUACUCGCUCCUCCUCUUGGCCUUCUCCAUCGUUCCCGUCGUCGGACCCAUCGUCUCGUUCUUCGGCCAGAUUGUCCUUGUGACGAACCGGCUGGGGUGGAAUCUGCUGAGCGUCUACACCCAGGACUGCAGGAAGAUGAACUACCGCCAGCAGAAGGACUGGAUGCGCACCUACCGAUGGCUCAUCUUCGGGUUCACUCUGCCGUUCGCGGUGCUGACGUCGGUGCCCUUUGUGGGUCCGUUGCUGAUGGGCCUGGCCGAGGGCGCGUCGGUCCACCUGGUGGCCCACAUCGUGAGCCGCGACCCGGGCCAUCGCACGUGGCGCGACCACCACAAACGCGAGAAACGCGCCGACGCACAGGAGGAGGUCAUCCCCGCACUCUCCGCCAGCGGUCUCUCGGCCCGAGAUGGUACCACCACGCGGGACACAACCGCUCUCUCACGCUCUUGA
This is a messenger RNA of Acanthamoeba castellanii str. Neff, 996 nucleotides long. RefSeq lists its product as uncharacterized. NCBI's taxonomy places the organism in Eukaryota, Discosea, Longamoebia, Acanthamoebidae. The record is from RefSeq and is a predicted model, not a curated record. The coding region runs from base 1 to 996 and encodes 331 amino acids. The transcript has 4 exons.